CAGCCGCCAAUUCUCUCUCUCGCAUAUUCUGCUCUCCUUCGUCUCCACACUUGCAAACUGUACGUAUUACUAUUUAGAUAGAGCGAUCAAGAGACAGCGACGGAAGAGCUAAACAGAUAACAUAGGAAUUUUUCAGAUAAUUAAGGUUUUUUCUUGUGAAAAAAACAAAUACAUGGAGGUGAAGCACCGAGCGGUACGGUACCUGAUUACCAAGCUGAGUUCGGUGUCGGAGCAGACCCGAGUAGAGGCCCUGAGCGAGCUCCGGCUCAUGACCAAGCACGACGCCAACGCCCGCCCCCUCAUCGCUGAAGCCGGAGCCAUACCUUACCUAGCCGAUACCCUCUACUCAUCGUCCCACGUAGCCCAGGAUGAUGCCGCCGCCACCCUCCUCAACCUCUCCAUCUCCUCCCGCGCCGCUCUCAUGUCGACACGCGGCCUCCUCGACGCCCUCUCCCACUUGCUUCGACACCAUGCCUCCUCCUCGUCCCCCACAGCGGUCCAGUCCUCCGCGGCAACUCUCCACAGCCUCCUAAUCGAGGACGAGUACCGCCCCAUCAUCGGAUCCAAACGCGAUAUUAUCUACUCCUUGAUCGACGUGAUAAAACAGUCCCGCUACGCCGUUAGAUCUGUCAAGGACGCCCUCAAAGCCCUGUUUGGUAUCUCGCUAUACCCUUUGAACCGCAAGACGGUUGUUGAUCUGGGUGGCGUCGGACCGUUAUUUUCUCUGAUACUGAAAGGCUCGGCUACUGGGAUCAUAGAGGACGCGACGGCUGUGAUAGCGCAGGUGGCGGGGUGCGAGGAGAGUGAGGAGGCGUUUAGGAAGGCUUCGGGUACCGGGGUUUUGAUGGAUUUGUUGGACGUGGCGACGGGAUCGAGCAUGAGGGUGAAGGAGAACGCGGUGGCAGCGCUAUUGAAUUUAGUGAGGUGCGGAAGGGAGAGGGUGGAGAGGGAGGUAAGGGAGAUGGGGCUACUGGUGGUGGAGGGAAUUGCCGAUGUCGCGGAGAAUGGGAGACCUAAGGGAAAGAGCAAGGCAGUGGCGCUGCUGAGGGUGCUCUACGGUGGGAGCAACGGGUGUGUGGUGAGGGACGAGCGGUUUGAUUCUUUGUUGAAUCAUUAACAACAGUACAGUUCAUGAAAUCUGGUGUUUUUAUUUGGUAUGAUAUGUUACGAUUAGAACUGUACAUUAAGAUAUAUGUAAAUUAGCCAUUGUUUUCAUGAUUUCAUCGUGUUUAUCUUUAGAUCAUAAAUGGAGAAACGAUAUUGAGUUUCUUGA
Molecule: messenger RNA, 1273 nt
Organism: Juglans microcarpa x Juglans regia
Lineage: Eukaryota; Viridiplantae; Streptophyta; Magnoliopsida; Fagales; Juglandaceae
Product: U-box domain-containing protein 11-like
Exons: 1
Coding region: 173-1117 (314 amino acids)
Cellular component (GO): cytoplasm; nucleus
Molecular function (GO): protein binding
Source: RefSeq, a predicted model, not a curated record